AUGACAUGGACCAUGACCUUAAGAAAUUUACGCUGAAACGAUAGUAAUGAGGCGAAUUUGAGGGAAUCCAACAUGUUAGUCAGCUCUUUUAUAUAAUGUCUUUUUGAUAAACAAUCCAACAUUAGAAAUCAGCACUGUUCAGGAAUAUUAUCGACAUUUAGGUCGUAGACAGAAAACCAUCGCCUUAUCACCUCUUACAAACAUGCAUACCAAGUUCAUCAACUGACAAUACAAAAUACCUUUGGGAACUUGCGAUUUAUCCUGCGUCAAUAGAAAAAUGGUUACGCCCCUCAAGAAGCACACCAUCGUGAAGAAGCACACCGCUACCUUCAAGCGUCAUCAGUCUGACCGCUACAAGACUGUCAAGGAAUCAUGGAGAAAGCCCAAGGGUAUUGAUAACCGCGUUCGUCGCCGUUUCAAGGGCCAGAUUGCCAUGCCCAAGAUCGGUUAUGGCAACAAUAAGUUAACCCGCCACAUGAUGCCUUCUGGCUUUAAGAAGUUCGUAGUUUCCAACAUUGCCGAGUUGAACCUCUUGCUGAUGCACAACCGCACUUUUGCUGCUGAGAUUGCUCAUAACGUCUCGUCUCGCAACCGCAUCGCUAUUGUUGAGCGUGCCCAGCAGCUCAACAUUAAGGUCACUAACGCCAAUGCUCGCGUCAGAACCGAGGCUUAAAAAACAAAGAUUUCUCUAGUUUUUUUUUCCUCUUGUCUUUCUGUAUGUUUGUUAUUCAGCUUUGACUAAGUUAUUGGAUAAUACAAGGAACAAAAUUGGGAAAAAAA
Messenger RNA from Lobosporangium transversale, 780 nucleotides. Its product is annotated as 50S ribosomal protein L32. The coding region runs from base 278 to 673 and encodes 131 amino acids. The record is from RefSeq and is a predicted model, not a curated record. Gene Ontology annotation, cellular component: cytosolic large ribosomal subunit; ribosome. Gene Ontology annotation, biological process: translation. Lineage: Eukaryota; Fungi; Mortierellomycota; Mortierellomycetes; Mortierellales; Mortierellaceae. Gene Ontology annotation, molecular function: structural constituent of ribosome. The transcript is spliced from 2 exons.